UUCAUCGCUUGCAACCUUCUUCCUCCCGGCCACCGUAGAACCUCCAACAAACACACGUGGUGUAAUCAAAACAUCAUGGCGGCCGGCUUCAAAGUUGCUGAGCCUCUGGAGUACCACAGGAGCUUUCUCAAAGAAAACUGUCGUCCAGAUGGACGCGAGCUGUCAGAGUUCAGAACCACGACUGUAAACAUAGGGUCCAUAUCCACAGCAGAUGGCUCAGCCCUGGUGAAGGUUGGAAACACGACAGUCAUCUGUGGCAUCAAGGCGGAGCUGACGACCCCGGCAGUGGAGGCACCUGGUAAAGGCUACAUAGUGCCCAACGUGGACCUGCCUCCGCUGUGUUCCUCCCGGUUUCGGCCCGGCCCGCCGGGAGAACAGGCACAGGCUGCCAGCCAGUUUGUAGCCGAUGUAAUUGAAAGCUCUGAGUUGAUGCAAACGGAGGACUUGUGCAUCGAAAGAGGAAAGCUCUGCUGGGUGCUCUACUGUGACAUGAUGUGUCUGGAUUACGAUGGGAACGUGCUGGACGCUUGCAUCAUUGCCCUGCUGGCUGCCCUGAAGAACACACAGCUCCCAGAGGUCACCAUCAGCAAAGAGACGAGUUUACCAGAGGUUAACUUUGAAGAGAGACGAGGGCUGAAUAUUCGCAAACAUCCAGUCGGCACCUCAUUUUGCGUCUUUGAUGACUCCAUACUGAUCAUCGACCCCACAGCUGAUGAGGAGAGUCUGUCAACCGCUCACCUCACUGUGGUGACAGAUGAUGAAGAUCGACUCUGCAUUGUACAUAAACCAGGUGGGACACCGCUGUCGGGAGAGAAGCUUCAGGAGUGCAUCAACAGAGCCACAACGAGACAGAGAGAGAUCCAAAAACUCAUUGACAAAGUCGUGCGCAGUGUGAAGGCAGCAAAAUAAAGAGCCUCAGACAAUAAUUUUUGUUUAUCUAAAAGCUGUAUUUUCCACUGUCAAUAUAUAUUCUUUUUUUU
Molecule: messenger RNA, 980 nt
Organism: Pungitius pungitius (ninespine stickleback)
Lineage: Eukaryota; Metazoa; Chordata; Actinopteri; Perciformes; Gasterosteidae
Gene: exosc8
Product: exosome component 8
Exons: 11
Coding region: 76-909 (277 amino acids)
Biological process (GO): nuclear polyadenylation-dependent mRNA catabolic process; U1 snRNA 3'-end processing; exonucleolytic trimming to generate mature 3'-end of 5.8S rRNA from tricistronic rRNA transcript (SSU-rRNA, 5.8S rRNA, LSU-rRNA)
Cellular component (GO): nuclear exosome (RNase complex); cytoplasmic exosome (RNase complex)
Molecular function (GO): mRNA 3'-UTR AU-rich region binding
Source: RefSeq, a predicted model, not a curated record